UGCUACUUUCUAAAAAAAACAAAAAAAAAAACAAUUUCUGGGGAAAUGUUCCCCUCGCUAAAGUCGCUUUGAAUGUCUCCAUCAGUGUAAUCCUUGCGUUUUUGGUAAAGGUUGAUCAGUCGUCUAUAUAGGCUCCUUAUCGUCAAAACAUCGUAGAGUGCAGCGCUGCUCAACCAGCCCCGCGUGCGGCUCAAGAGGAAGCUCGCUUUCGUUUUCUCAAAACGCGAGGAAGUGAUUUCGACGUGGGGGACAACUCUGUCGAGGAGGCCAGAGCAGUUCCAUGGAGUUUUCGGAGCACAUUAAGACGGCCAACGUGGAGGACGUGGUGCUGCGAGAGCGCCAGCGGCCGCCGAGCAGAGGGACGCUGUGCGUCACGGGCCACCACCUGCUGUUCUCGGACAGGGAGGAGGACAGCUCCAGGCAGCUCCUGCUGCUCCUCAGAAACAUUGAUGCCAUUGAGAAAAGUGUGGAAAACCUUUCGGGCUAUUCCGGCUUCUUCUCUAAAGCAGGCCACGGUGAAAGGAUGUCCGGAUCUUCUGGGACAAUAACCAUCAAGUGCAAAGAUAUGCGUGUGAUUCAGUUUGACAUCCCAGGCAUGGAGCAGUGUCUCAACAUUGCACACUCGAUUGAGAUCCUGUCAUGUCUGGAUAACGUGUGCAAGAUGUAUCCUUUCUUUUACAAACCCACCGACUCCAACCUGCCGAAGCAGUGGGGCCUCUCGACCCCUGAAACGCACUACAGUAAAAUGAAGGACCUUCACAAGAAGUGGAGACUAAGCAGCGUGAACAGAGACUACUCAGUGUGCCCCUCCUAUCCUCCAGCUGUUAUUGUUCCAAGCAGCAUUGGCGAUGACGUGUUGAUAAAGGCGGCUAAAUUUAGGCAAGGUGGUCGUUUCCCCGUCCUGUGCUACUACCACAGGAAGAACGGCAUGGUGAUCGUGCGCAGCAGUCAGCCGCUCACAGGAGCCAACAGGAAGCGCUGCAGUGAAGAUGAACUCCUCCUCCAGGCUGUGAUCGAGGGUUCUGACAAAGGCUACAUCAUCGACAUGCGUUCUAGUCAGCAGGCCCAACAGGCCUGGAUGACAGGUGGAGGGUUCGAGUCCAAGUCAUGUUAUGAGCGCUGGAAGAGGCUGCAUCGACACAUGGAAAGGGGUAAGGUUCUUCAGGAAAGUCUGAUCAAACUAGUGGAGGCCUGCUCUGAUGAAUCCCACAACAUGGACCGCUGGCUCAGCAAGCUGGAGAACUCAAAAUGGCUGUCCCACGUUCAGACUGCUCUGUCAACUGCAGGCCUGCUGGCAGAGUGUGUAGAGAGGGACGGUCAUUCAGCUCUAGUUCAUGGUUAUGAGGGGACAGACUGCUCUUUGCUCAUCAGCACUCUGGCUCAACUCAUCGUGGACCCAAGCUGCCGCUCUCUGGAAGGCUUUCUGGCUCUGCUGGAGAGAGAAUGGCUUCAGGGAGGACAUCCGUUUCAGCAGCGAUGUGCACACUCAGCCUUUUCCCACGCACGCCUCCAGCAGGAGUCUCCAGUCUUCCUGCUGCUGCUGGACUCUGUAUGGCAGCUGUGGCGUCAGUUCCCUCUGGCACUGGGUUUCUCUGAGGUCCUGCUGCUGCGAUUGGCCACUGAAGCCUACGCCUCGGAUUACGGCACUUUUCUGUGCAACAACGAUCAGGAGAGGUGUGCUGCAGGAGUGAAGGACAGGACUCAUUGUUUGUUCCAAAGCCUGCUGAAACCCACGGAGAGAGAUUAUUACUCAAACCCUCUAUAUGAGCCCACUGAGCUGGCAAUUUGGCCCUCGGUUCAUCCUCAGUCCCUGCAACUCUGGAAAGGCUUUUUUCUGAGGUGGACCGAGCAGGCUCGACUCCUUGAGGAAGUUCAGGAGGAGAUAAGGAACAUGGUCAUAAAGUGGGGGAAGUUAGCUCUCAGCUGAUACCCUCAAGUUUGUUCAUUUAGAAAAAUAAAAUAACAGUUUAACAUUUAAAAUAAAUGUUAAAAAAAAUGUUGUAUGUUGAUAAAUAUCAUUAUGUGCUCACUAUUUUGUAUUGUACGGUAUUUCUUACUCUUUUAUAUGAAGAAAAAGUUUGUAUUAGAUCAUUUUGAAAAACAUUCAGGACAGAAAAUAUAAUCUUGAAAUGUACCAGAUAGAAGAAAUCAGUUAUUAAAGCUACUAUUUUAGUGUUUAUUCACUUUAUGAAAAAUCCUCUUUUCCUGAAUUUGAGCCACAUAAAUAAACAUGAUUGAAACUAAGCAUUUUGAUCUCUGAAUAUUUGGUUACUUUACAUAGGUGCUUAUUAUAAUUAAUGUGGAGUACUUACUAUCCAAGUGGAGUGUAAAUGUAAUCAAUAGACAAAGGCUAUAUAAGUGACCCACCUCCCCGACCUGUUAAGCUCAGCUAAACACUCUUCACAAUACAAAUCCCUGUGCACAGCAAGUCAGCAUGUUUGCACACGUGAGCCUUUGCAAGCUGGAGGAUGUAGUCCUGCUCAGGCGAGAGCUCUGGACCACUGUGAUCCCACAAAGAACCACAGAGCCCAUCAUGACUCUUCUCACAUGUAUGUUUAUCCGGUGGCUACUGAGUGAACCCAGACGGUGACCAAUCAGAUGAUCAACUUUCCAGUUUUGAGAAGCAGCGGCAUCUAUUGGCUUUGAAUAAAAAAUCCUCUGUACAGGAUUACUCCUCACUCAGGACAUGCAGCCAGGCGUUCGAGUGUGUGUUUCCAACAGGAUGCUGCUGAGCCUGUUCUGCCACGGUCGCCUCGGCAGGACGCUCAAACGGCCCGGUUGCAGCUUUGGGUCUUCAGCCUGGCAGAUGAGCAGGUGGAACAACCAGGACAUCCAGAACCCCGCUCCUCCUCAGGAGAACCCGCGUGUCCUCAUCACAGGUGGACUCGGGCAGUUAGGUGUGGGACUUGCAGAGAUGCUGAG
Messenger RNA from Oryzias latipes (Japanese medaka), 2922 nucleotides. Its product is annotated as myotubularin-related protein 9. Gene Ontology annotation, molecular function: protein phosphatase binding. NCBI's taxonomy places the organism in Eukaryota, Metazoa, Chordata, Actinopteri, Beloniformes, Adrianichthyidae. The record is from RefSeq and is a predicted model, not a curated record. Gene Ontology annotation, cellular component: cytoplasm. Gene Ontology annotation, biological process: phosphatidylinositol dephosphorylation; negative regulation of autophagy.